This is a messenger RNA of Entamoeba invadens IP1, 1326 nucleotides long. RefSeq lists its product as hypothetical. The record is from RefSeq and is a predicted model, not a curated record. Gene Ontology annotation, molecular function: metal ion binding. Gene Ontology annotation, biological process: protein processing. Gene Ontology annotation, cellular component: mitochondrial matrix. NCBI's taxonomy places the organism in Eukaryota, Evosea, Mastigamoebida, Endamoebidae. The transcript has a single exon. The annotation marks the transcript as partial.
AUGGACAAGUUUGCAUUGGUAUAUUCCGAAAUAUUGAAAGACUUUAAUAUGGAUGCCAGAGUUUAUCAACACAUCGCAACAAAGGCGACAGUUGUUAAAUUUAUCUCGUCUGAUCCAAACAUGACCUUUUCUAUAUCUUUCCGUACACCAGCAAUCAACGACAAAGGCAUCACUCAUAUCAUUGAACACUCUGUACUAUGUGGCAGUGACAAUUACACCACCAAAGAGCCUUUUGCUGAUCUGUUGCGAGUGAGUUACCAAAAUUUUUUGAAUGCAUUCACUGCCCCUGACUGGACGAUGUACCCCCUUUCUUCUAUGAACAAAGUUGACUACGAAAAUUUGAUGAAAAUUUAUUUGGACGCCGUGUUCCUCCCACGAGUGAGAAAGGACAAAUUCCCAUUCUUACAAGAAGGCUGGAGAUGGGAAGAAGUUGCUGAAGAACAAAAUGAGAGUGGACACUGUCACGCUCCACAUGAGUGUUGUGGGAAUUGUACAGAACCACAUAGUGCUGAAACACACACAACAUCCAAUGACAAACAUCACUUGACCACUAACGGUGUUGUCCUCAACGAGAUGAAAAACUCUGAGACGGAUCCAAACACCAUUUGUACGCGUGCCAUCUGUCGCGAGUUAUACACUGGGACAUACUAUAACGUCUCUGGUGGUGUUCCUUCAGCAAUAGAGACACUUUCAUACGCUGAGUUGCAAGAUUUUUAUUACAAGCAUUACACUCCUUCGAAUUCCGUGACAGUUUUAUAUUCCCCUGAAUGUGUUCUUGUUGAAGAAUUUGAGAUACUCGACCAUUACUUUACUCUAAUUGGUGUCACAGAAAAGAGAGCAUGUGGAGAAAGCACACCACAUAUCAUAGUGGGAGAACCAACUUCAAAAAGAGAGUGUCUCUAUUUGGAAUACCCAAUCGGAGAAGAAGACGACGUGGAAAACAAUGACACGUUUGUUUGCGCUUGGAAACUGGGGGAGGUCGACUAUGAGACGAGUUUUGCACUCGACUCGAUACAAAAGAUCGUCGAAGCAAAGGAAGGAAAUAAGUUUGUUGAGAAACUGACUGAGCUGGGUAUUGCAAAGUCGAUAGUUAUCAGCUACGACUCCGAUCUUAAAAAUCCAUACUUUGUGAUAUUUGCGAAGAACGCCAAUGGAAACAAAUUUGAUGAAUUCCAAAAGGUUCUCCUCGAGGAGUUUGAAGAGUUUGGAAGAAACGGAUUUGGGAGAGAAAAGGAGAUAUCUGCGAUAAACACGUUUGAGUUUGAGGAGAAGGAGUGUGAGUACGGCAGUUUCCCCAAAGGGGUGUUACUCGCGAUGAAAACGACC